Vigna umbellata (rice bean) is the source of this 2124-nucleotide messenger RNA. Lineage: Eukaryota; Viridiplantae; Streptophyta; Magnoliopsida; Fabales; Fabaceae. The record is from RefSeq and is a predicted model, not a curated record.
ACAAAAGUUCCCCAUAAAUAUUUUUUUUUUCUCUCAUUGGGAAUUCAAUUCUUAAUUUCCAUGGAUACUUCCGAAGAAACCCUACUCACCCAAUUUGAUUGGGAUUCGUUCUUCGACCAGGUGCCUGAAUUCGACGCCCAUGAUUUUUUGCAGGAUGACACCGCUCCUGUUAGCGUCGCCGGCGACAAUCCCUCCCCUAACGACCCCGUUUUGUCCCAAAUCGAGAACAUUCUAAUGGGCCACCCCGAAAACGACGUCGUCUCCACCGAAACGCCGUUGUCCGAGUCGUCUGAGUCCGACUUCUACAGGCUUCUCGAGGAGAUUCUAGUGGAGCCCGAUGAGGGACCGGAAAGUGAGCGUUCCAAGGCAGAGUCUGAGGAAGGCUCCGAAAAAGACAGAACCGGUGAUGCGGUUUCCGAUGAACCCACUUCCAAAAAGUUAAAAAGGCAGUUGAGGAAUAGGGAUGCUGCUGUGAGAUCGAGGGAGAGGAAAAAGGCUUAUUUGAAAGACCUGGAGAUGAAGAGUAGGUAUUUAGAAGGGGAAUGCAGAAGACUGGGGCAUUUGCUUCAGUGCUGCUAUGCUGAGAACAAUGCUUUGCGGCUUUGCUUGCAAUCGCGUGGUGCAUAUGGUGUUUCCGUGACCUCGCAGGAGUCUGCUGUGCUCUUGUUGGAACCUCUGCUGUUGGGUUCCCUGCUGUGGGUCAUGGGCAUCAUGUGCCAUCUCAGUCUGCCCCUAAUGCUGUGUCUCACAGCGGUUCUUCCAAGAGAAAACAUCGUACAGAAGGGCGUAAUAAAGGUAACCCAAAAAGGUCCAGAAAGUAAUAUCUCCAGGUGUUUCCAUAUGCAAUCAUUUGUAAAGAGUAGAAGAUGCCAAGCUUCAAGAACAAAGAUGAAAUUCAUUUUUAUGUUAAUCCACGCGCUUCCUGUUCUUGUCUUCCUUAGUCGCCAAGUUACAAAUGCACACACAAAAGUUCCCCAUAAAUAUUUUUUUUUUCUCUCAUUGGGAAUUCAAUUCUUAAUUUCCAUGGAUACUUCCGAAGAAACCCUACUCACCCAAUUUGAUUGGGAUUCGUUCUUCGACCAGGUGCCUGAAUUCGACGCCCAUGAUUUUUUGCAGGAUGACACCGCUCCUGUUAGCGUCGCCGGCGACAAUCCCUCCCCUAACGACCCCGUUUUGUCCCAAAUCGAGAACAUUCUAAUGGGCCACCCCGAAAACGACGUCGUCUCCACCGAAACGCCGUUGUCCGAGUCGUCUGAGUCCGACUUCUACAGGCUUCUCGAGGAGAUUCUAGUGGAGCCCGAUGAGGGACCGGAAAGUGAGCGUUCCAAGGCAGAGUCUGAGGAAGGCUCCGAAAAAGACAGAACCGGUGAUGCGGUUUCCGAUGAACCCACUUCCAAAAAGUUAAAAAGGCAGUUGAGGAAUAGGGAUGCUGCUGUGAGAUCGAGGGAGAGGAAUAAGGCUUAUUUGAAAGACCUGGAGAUGAAGAGUAGGUAUUUAGAAGGGGAAUGCAGAAGACUGGGGCAUUUGCUUCAGUGCUGCUAUGCUGAGAACAAUGCUUUGCGGCUUUGCUUGCAAUCGCGUGGUGCAUAUGGUGUUUCCGUGACCUCGCAGGAGUCUGCUGUGCUCUUGUUGGAACCUCUGCUGUUGGGUUCCCUGCUGUGGGUCAUGGGCAUCAUGUGCCAUCUCAGUCUGCCCCUAAUGCUGUGUCUCACAGCGGUUCUUCCAAGAGAAAACAUCGUACAGAAGGGCGUAAUAAAGGUAACCCAAAAAGGUCCAGAAAGUAAUAUCUCCAGGUGUUUCCAUAUGCAAUCAUUUGUAAAGAGUAGAAGAUGCCUAGCUUCAAGAACAAAGAUGAAAUUCAUUUUUAUGUUGUAAUGUUCUAUAAAUUCUGAAACGGGGCCUCUAAGGCUUUCUAUUACUUCUAGCUCCCUUGUUUCAUUCUUUCUUCUCUUUUUUGUUUUAUUUGUAUUCUACAGAUAGGGUCGUGUGUAGAAAAUAUGUAAACCAAACUCGUGGGGGUUCUGUGAUAUAGUUUGUCAGAUGCUGUGUUCAUCACAGAACCAUAACAUGCUGCGUUCUAAAGUUUAACAUGAAGGUUGUUUGUGGUUUUGGCAGUUUAGGACG